AUGGCAAAUUUAAUUAAAAAUGAAAACAUGGAUAUGGAAGAAACAUUCCAUAUGGAGUCUGAGGAAAUGGAUGAUCAAAGGAUUGAGGAGCCUGAAGUACUGGAGGUUGCAAGAAAUACAAUCUUGCAUAGAGCGCAACAAAGAUUAUAUAUGGAGUCUAAAGAAAAAGACGAGCAACCUGAGGAGUGCACAGAUGUAGAGCUCGAUAGAGCAUGUAAGAAUUAUGAGGAAGAACAACAACAACAAAUCAGUCAUAUGGAGUCUGAAGAAAUAGUCGAGCAACCUGAGGAGUAUACAGAUACACAGCUCGAUAGAGCAUGUACGAAUUAUGAGGAAGAACAACAACAAAUCAGACAUAUGGAGUCUGAAGAAAUAGUCGAGCAACCUGAGGAGUAUACAGAUACACAGCUCGAUAGAGCAUGUACGAAUUAUGAGGAAGAACAACAACAAAUCAGGCAUAUGGAGUCUGAAGAAAUAGUCGAGCAACCUGAGGAGUAUACAUAUACACAGCUCGAUAGAGCAUGUACGAAUUAUGAGGAAGAACAACAACAAAUCAGACAUAUGGAGUCAGAAGAAAUAGUCGAGCAACCUGAGGAGUAUACAGAUACACAGCUCGAUAGAGCAUGUACGAAUUAUGAGGAAGAACAACAACAAAUCAGACAUAUGGAGCCUGAAUUAAGAGAGGGGCAAAUUUGA
Messenger RNA from Musca vetustissima, 696 nucleotides. RefSeq lists its product as uncharacterized. The record is from RefSeq and is a predicted model, not a curated record. NCBI's taxonomy places the organism in Eukaryota, Metazoa, Arthropoda, Insecta, Diptera, Muscidae. The transcript has a single exon. Bases 1 to 696 code for a protein of 231 amino acids.